This is a messenger RNA of Octopus sinensis (East Asian common octopus), 444 nucleotides long. RefSeq lists its product as uncharacterized. Lineage: Eukaryota; Metazoa; Mollusca; Cephalopoda; Octopoda; Octopodidae. The record is from RefSeq and is a predicted model, not a curated record. The transcript has a single exon. The coding region runs from base 1 to 444 and encodes 147 amino acids.
AUGGGAAUUGCCGAUUAUCUGGUUGAGUUCUUAAACUCACUGGAUCCACAACGAGCUCCCCCUCGUUGCCUUCGAUUGAAAAUGAGCGCUCCAAUCAUGCCUCUGCAGACCUUUUCCCAACCGAAGCUGUGCAGUGGUACAAGAAUUGUUGUGAAGAAAUUAACGAGAAAUAUCAUAGAAGCCACAAUAAUUUUUGUCUUUGGAAAAGGUGAAGAUAUAUUUAUGCCUCACUUAAGUUUAACACCUUCAAAUAUUCGCAUCGAAUUCAAACGACUUCAAUUUCCAAUACGUCAGUCUCUUGCGAUGUCCAUUGAUAAGUACCAAGAUCAGACUUUCAAAGUUACUGCUUUGCAAUUAGAGAAGGGUUGUUUUUCACACAGACAUAUCCUGGGGUUCCAGAGUGGGGAGCAAAGACAAUUUUAUCAUUUUCACCCCUACAGGUAA